AUGGCGCCAAUCCUUAGAGGUAUGGCAAGUUGGCCACUUGGAGCCUGCACAUCUCCAGCAUUGAAGGCUUAUCAGGUUCGGGUGGUGGGUGCAGAUUCCUCUCCCAAUGGCACCGGGUCCCCCUGUUCGCCCGGAAGCCGGGCCAUGAGUGAGGAUCCCUCCUCAGCAGAUGACAUCAGCCGUACUCCUUCUCCGGAUCCAACUGCGCGAGGCAUCAGCGUGGCCAAGCAGCAACUGGGUGAAUUGCUGGAGAUUUGGAAGUCGACGCGUGGCUCUAACGAGCCCAUCCAAGCGAAUGAAACGCAGUGCAUUGAAAAGAUCUUUUUCGAGACCAUGCCUGCAGAGAGGGUGAAAAUUGUUGAGAUGAAACGGGUGCUGCAACCGAGCCUACUCCGUCGAUUUGUGGCAGAGGAACAGGAAUCCAUUGCGAAGCAGAAGACUGAGCGAAAGACAUUCAAGCAGUUCAUGCUGAUGCAUGGAACACGCUGGGACCGCGGAACCGGAACGGCCGGGGACUAUGCGCCACUGAUCUUGGAGAACGGCUUGGACCCUGGCUGCGGGCACUUGACCAAGGGAACUUGGCUGGGAGGCAUAGCCGAGAAGGCACACUCCUAUGCGGCCAAGGGACCAGGACCUGAGGCGAAUCAAGAUGGCGAUCGCUUGUUCGCUUUGUUUAUCGUGGCGGCUGUGCCAGAUUUGAUGGACGGCGAUGACGAGCGCUCCUUCGGUGUUUGGCGCAUGCAAUCGGGGAAGCGGAUGUACACCGCGUACCAUGUGGUCUACAGUGCCCCCAUGGACAUCCGUCGCAAGCGACCCGUGAUGGAGGUGCGGAAGAAUAAGGCCACGAUGCUCAGGAAGCAGAGCCUUGACGGUAUCGAGAACAUCCAAGCUCCGCCGUCUCCAGCGGGCAGCAAGUCACCUCGAACACGAAGUGCCAGCCCCCCGCGGGGCCGCGACGACCGAUUGCCGAUCACGCUUGGAAAUCAGAGUAAUCUCAGCCCUGAUGUGGCCACCAGCAGCUGGCCCUUGUGCCCUCGUCCUGUGGAUGCACGGGUGGCGGCCACCUCACCUGCGCUGAAGGUCUUCCAGCCCCCACGUGCUGCCACCGCAGAAUCCAGCUCGAACUCACCGGUGAAACGCAGGAGUUCGGCGGAUGUGACGACCUUCGGGGAUCGCCUGUCUCCGAUGAUGGGUCAAACUUCUCCCAGCCUGAAGGUGAAGACCAGCGAGGCGCCUCCCCGGCCCAAGCUGCUGAAGGACACCGGCAAGGAGGCGAAGGCAGCGGCGGCGGAGGCCAAGGCUGCGGCGGAGGAGAAGGCCAUGGAGUUGAUAAAGGAAAAGGAGAAGGACCGUGGCUCGUUUGCUGCUGCAGACAGCUGGGAAGUUCAGCUGGAUCAAGGAUGGGUCGCUUUCCGGCCGGGAAGCAAGUUCCGUGACGAUCCAGGUUCUUCUCAGCGCAUUUGUCAUGGAAAGUUCUGGUAUACCUUGGCUUUUGAUGACAAUGGCACCACUGGAAAGCAGAUCAACCAUUGCACGGGCAAGACGCGGCCCUUGCGCCGCGUGGCCGGCUUUGCCGUGCCCGCAGCAGCACCUGCAGCUGCACCUGCAGCUGCACCUGCUGCGAGUGCCCCGUUCAACGAGGCCGAGGCCGGCCAGGCCGGGGCGGGCCGCGUCACGAAACAUCCACCGCAAGCGGCCACAGCUGGGAAUGGCUUCCCAAACUUGCUGACAUCAGCCAACAUCUCAUUGGAACAGAUCGUGGAGAAUGCUGCCGUUACGCUCGAGGCAGACAAAGCCCUCAAGCGUUUUUCCGCGCAAAAGGCGCUAGCCAGUCUAUCCUUGAACAUCCUUGCUGGUGUCCACACAAGCAUGGACGCCCGUUCUAGUCUUUCAAUCAUGGAAGAGGCAUUGGAACUUUUGACAAUUUGUCUGGGGACCUGCAUUUCAAAGAUUGAUGACCACAUCAAAACUUCCCCGUCCACUGCUGUGUUUCAUUGUCGGUUACAUCGUAGUAUUUUUCAAGUUUCUGGACACAUCCUCAAAACUUCGGUAGAGACUCACAUCCAAACAGCUUUCUAA
Molecule: messenger RNA, 2079 nt
Organism: Cladocopium goreaui
Lineage: Eukaryota; Dinophyceae; Suessiales; Symbiodiniaceae
Source: the annotation of a GenBank genome assembly